AUGCGGUGCUGGUCCAUGGUGGGUGAUCGACAGACUGGACAAAACCUUUCCAUUGGGGAGCGGUGUGACCAUAAAGCUAUUGUAGAACACGAGCUCUUACAUGCAAUGGGAUUUUAUCAUGAACAGUCAAGGACAGACCGGGAUGAUUACGUGAACAUCUGGUGGGAUGAAAUUCUUCCAGGCCAAUCUCACAACUUUGUGAAGUACAAUGCCACAUUCAUCUCCGACCUGAACACCCCCUACGACUAUGAAUCCGUAAUGCAUUAUGAGCCGUUCUCAUUUAACAAAAACGAGAGUGCCCCAACAAUCACUGCGAAGAUACCAGCAUUUAAUGACGUUAUUGGGCAGCGCUUGGAUUUCAGCACCGUUGACUUAGAAAGACUCAAUCGCAUGUACAACUGCACUUCAACUCACACCCUUUUGGACCAGUGUGCUUUUGAGUUUGCCAAUAUCUGUGGCAUGGUUCAGGGCACCGGAGAUGACGCAGACUGGGUCCAUAAGAAGAGCAGCCUCGCAGGACAAGAAGACCACACGCUCCUCGGACGCUGCAAAGAUGCUGGUUCUUUCAUGUACUUCAACACUAGCUCUGGCCAGGCAGACGAUAUGGCUCUCCUAGAAUCCCGGAUCCUUUACCCAAAGAGAACUCAGCAGUGUCUCCAGUUCUUCUAUAAGAUCUCCGGAAGCCCCUCGGACAAGCUUGUCAUCUGGGUUAGAAAGGACAAUGGCACCGGGACUGUUAACACACUGGUUAAAGUCAAAACCUUUCAAGGAGAUAGCGACCACAAUUGGAAAAUUGCCCAUGUGACCCUCAAUGUUCAAGAGAAGUUCAGAUACAUCUUCCAAGGACUCAGGGGCAAUCACAGCAGCUCAUCUAGUGGAAUUUUUAUUGAUGAUGUCACCCUAACUGAGACACCGUGCCCCAGUGCUGUAUGGCUCAUUCGGAACUUCACCCACAUUCUCCAGACUUCUGUUUCAGGCUCUGUGAUGCGUAGUCCCCGGUUUUAUAACCCUGAGGGCUAUGGUUAUGGUAUAACUUUGUAUCCUCGUGGCACAUCUAAUUCCUACUUUUCAGAUUAUGCCCGCAUUUCUUUUCACUUGUGCAGUGGAGAGAAUGAUGAUGUUCUGCAAUGGCCUGCUGAGAACAGACGAGCUAUUAUAACGGUGCUAGACCAGCACCCUGACAUCAGGAACAGGAUGUCCUCGAGCAGGAGCUUCACAACAGACAAGAGCCAAGUUUUGCCGGAUAAAAAUGAUACUUCAAUGUGGGAUAAACCAUCUGUUGUUGGAACAUUCGACCCUUCAUGCAACUGUAAUAGAAGCUUAGACUGGGGGUGGAGUAAUUUCAUCUCUCACAAACAGCUGAGACAGAGGAAUUUCCUGAAAAACGAUGACCUCAUUAUUUUUGCAGAAUUUAAAGAUCUAACCUAUCUCAAAAAGACUGAAGUCCCUAUUAAACCGGCCCAAUCCAUCACCAAAGGCCUCAUUCUUGAAAGGCAGAGGAGAUCAGCCCUGAACACUGGCCCCCUUGAAGACUGGCCAUCCUACGUGAGAGACCCGUGUGACCCAAAUCCUUGCCAAAAUGAUGGAGUCUGUGUGAAUGUGAAAGGGAAAGCAAGCUGCAGGUGUCCUUCAGGCAACACCUUCUUCUAUACAGGUGAGAGAUGCCAGGCGGCACUGGUCCAUGGGAAUCUCCUUGGAAUGAUGGUUGGUGGAGCUGCCGGAACAAUAGUAUCAAUUAUCAUAAUUGUUUCCAUGCUAACUAGAAGAUAAAUGCUUCAGCAUGAUGAUUUUCCUGGA
Molecule: messenger RNA, 1797 nt
Organism: Trachemys scripta elegans
Lineage: Eukaryota; Metazoa; Chordata; Testudines; Emydidae
Gene: MEP1A
Product: meprin A subunit alpha
Exons: 9
Coding region: 1-1770 (589 amino acids)
Biological process (GO): proteolysis
Cellular component (GO): membrane
Molecular function (GO): metalloendopeptidase activity; protein binding; zinc ion binding
Source: RefSeq, a predicted model, not a curated record